GUCCUACUUGUUAAGAAACUAGGAAGUAGAAUCCGCGUUUAUAUUAAUUAUAGAAGAAUUAAUAAUAUUACUCUUAAGUCCCGCUACUUACUCCUACUUAUUAAAGAGACUCUAGACGUAAUUUACUAUACUAAAAUUUUUAUAAAAUUCGAUGUAAUAGCCGCUUUUAAUUAUAUCUGA
Molecule: messenger RNA, 180 nt
Organism: Neurospora tetrasperma FGSC 2508
Lineage: Eukaryota; Fungi; Ascomycota; Sordariomycetes; Sordariales; Sordariaceae
Exons: 1
Source: RefSeq, a predicted model, not a curated record